GGAAAUGAUGAAAAAAUAUAAUAGAAGCUGAGCGUUUUCUCGUGAAGAAGAAGCGCCAGGAGCGUUGCUCUCUGUGACCCUCACAAUUCACAUUCACCACCACCCAUCUCUCUCUCUCUCUCUCUCUCUCCCCAUGAAAAUCAGAUAUACACACCCAUUUCUGUCUCCAUAAAAUGCUCAAAAACCCAUCUCACAGAAUCAUCAGAAAAUUAUUUCGAUUUGUUUAUAUCUGUAGAGAAAAGGAAAAGUGUUUAUCCAAAUGGGGUCUGAGUCAGAGCCAGUGAAAGAGCCAAGCACAGCUUUCAAGCUCUCUCUGUUCUCACUUCCAACCAAACCAUUAGAGCCUUCUGGGACACUUACGCCACCACUCCGAACCAGAGCCUCUAUUCCUUUUCAAUGGGAGGAAGCACCAGGCAAGCCUAGGCACCACUGCAGCACUAUUGAAUCAAAACCCAGUUGUGCAAGAACCUUGGAACUUCCUCCGAGGUUGCUAAAAGAGGCUAAGGUUAUCGAUUUCCCUUUUCCAACCACUGCCUUGGAUAGUAAUGGACCUGAAGUGGGUCGUUCUCUGUCUUUCACUUUUUCGUUUAGGAACACAUCAGAGAGUAAUUGGGGCAAAAGGGUGUCCAAAGAUGGAGCUGGUUAUUUAGGAUCUAGAAGAUGGGGGAGUUUCAGGAAGACCAAAGAAGCUAUUGCACCACGCUUUGAGAUUUCUUCUUCUUGUAGUACUGGUUUUGAGAAAACUGUGAUUGGCAGUGGAGUUGGUGGUUGUGAUAAUGCAAAGGUGAAGAUCACAAGAAUUAGAAGGAGAGGAAGCUUGUUGAGUCUCUCUAAUACAAAGUCACACUUAUUGACAAGCAUUUAUGAAAGCUUUAAGCAGGUGGUCCCGUGGAGACGCAGGCAAGAAAAACUCAGAAAGACGGGCUCAUGAUUUUCAUUAUUGCCCUGGUGGUCGAUCGGCUUGAUCGGGCUGUAGCUUUAUGUAUAAAUGAUGCUUUACUUUCCAUUAUUCAAUCUUGUAUAGCGACAAAAUUAUUCCAAUAAAUUAUAUAAUAAGCUCUGCUUUUGCAUUCUAAAUUAUAUUACGAAAA
Molecule: messenger RNA, 1091 nt
Organism: Ziziphus jujuba (common jujube)
Lineage: Eukaryota; Viridiplantae; Streptophyta; Magnoliopsida; Rosales; Rhamnaceae
Exons: 2
Coding region: 260-931 (223 amino acids)
Source: RefSeq, a predicted model, not a curated record